GAGGGGGCUAUGUAAUCAUGGUUCAAUACUGCAAUCUCGGGCAUUAGGCUUUACGGAGGUAGAGCUGAAUAACCAGCUGGAGGAUCUCCGAACCCAACGUGGGACAGAGCAAGAAGGUGAAUGUCUUGUUGAUGAUGAGGACUCAAAGCCACCACCUCAACCUACAGAUGGUACAAAUAACAGCAGUUUGAGUCUCAAUGAAGUCCAAUAUUUUGUUGGAGAUUUUGUGUAUCUCACUCCCCCAGAUAAGAAUUGUGAGUACCCAAUAUUGCACAUUGAGCGCUUGUGGACCAACAGUGAAGGGAGACAAAUGGUUUAUGGUUGCAACUACUACAGGCCUGCUGAAACAUUCCACCAACCUAAUCGCAAGUUUUUUGAGCAGGAGGUUUUUAAGACUGACCAACAUCAUGCUUAUCCUCUCACUGAGGUUGUGGGUAAAUGUUAUGUUUUACCUACUGUGGACUACAUGAAAAUGAGACCAGAAAAUGUAGAUGAAAAAGAUGUCUAUGUAUGUGAGUCACGUUACAACAGCAGAAAUAGGUUCUUCAAGAAAAUAAAAUCUUUUCCAUUUAAUGUCGGAGAACGUGUCAAGUUAAUAGAGCGUGAUGAACCUCUUGAAAUGAAGCGUGUGGAUUCUAUAUUUAAGGAAAGAAUUGAAAGGCACAAGGAAGAAUUGGCAGAGCUUGAUGAAGAAACAAAGCUGAUCAGGCGCUCUUUACCUAAUGUAGUCAAAUCACAACCUGAUGGUGUAUCAGGUCACACUUACUAUGAACAAUACAAUAUUUCUUCGGGCACAGUCAAAUUGGGAGACUUCGUGUAUGUUAAAGGAAGAGAAACUGCAAAAAAAUCAAUUCGCCAGAUCUGCCAGUUAUGGGUCACAGCUGAGGGAACAUGCUACUUCUUGGGCACCAUUUACAAGAGUGCACAUCACAGCAAUCCUAGUGGUGAACAUUUAUUUUAUAAGCAAGAAGUUUACCUCACUGCAGGAGUAGAGACUCUGCCUAUCUCAGACAUUUCUGGGCGUUGUGCUAUACUUGACUAUAAGGAAUACUGCUCUGCCAGGCCAACAGAGAUACGUGAGAGUGACAUAUACAUCUGUGAUAACUUUUUGGAUGAGAUGAACCAGCGUGUUAGUGCACUGCAAAGUGGACUACGCAAGUUCAAGUUAUCUUCACUUGUAACUCCUGAUGAAGUUUAUUUCUUCAGGAAACCAGUUGUAAUUCAUAAGUAUGAUCCUACAGUGCCAUUGGUGAAGAAACAGUCUUUGAGUUAUGUAUUAAUGGCGGAAGUGUUACCCAACGUACAUGUGAUCCAAUCUUCAUUGCACCCCCUCCAAAGACACAUCGACUACUGCACUCUGAAGCUUACAUCAAAUACAUUGAAAAUCUGGAUAAACCUUUUCUAAGCAACUGGGAGAGACAUCUGAUGGCAACACAAGAGAAUACAGUUAUAAAUGAUUCAGGACGUCUUCCUGCUAACUGGCUGGCAAAUGGUCCAGGAUCCCAUGGCAUGGUUGUUACUGCUUUGUGGGCCCUCAGAGAGUACAUGAUGAAGGACUCCUUAGGCAUUGCAAAGAUUUUGUGACCCGAUACAAGGCAUGGAGACAUGAGAAAGGAGGAUAUUACAAAAUUAAUCUGUGAAGGUAUUGGUACUCAAGCCAGCACAUCUUCAGUGGGUGGUCUUCCCAAAGGAUUUUCAUUCACAGUAUCAACUUCAGUAAAUGAACUUGGCUGAAUGUUUAUUCAAUCAUUUUUAAGUAGCUGUGUAGAUGCUUUCAGUAUCUACUUCUGUAACUGACUUGGCUGAAUUUUCAGUCUCACAUUUUAAGUGGUUGUAAAGUUGCCAUAACAUUGCUAUCACAUAAGUAAAUGUCAUAAUGGUCUUUUUAUUGUAUGUCAUUCAUUUAUUAGUGCCUCAUUCUAGGGCUGUAUACAUGCAGGUAA
This is a messenger RNA of Penaeus monodon (black tiger shrimp), 1943 nucleotides long. Its product is annotated as protein polybromo-1-like. The record is from RefSeq and is a predicted model, not a curated record. Gene Ontology annotation, cellular component: RSC-type complex. Gene Ontology annotation, molecular function: chromatin binding. Lineage: Eukaryota; Metazoa; Arthropoda; Malacostraca; Decapoda; Penaeidae. Gene Ontology annotation, biological process: chromatin remodeling.